Terrapene triunguis (Three-toed box turtle) is the source of this 4631-nucleotide messenger RNA. RefSeq names its product myosin binding protein C, cardiac (gene MYBPC3). Lineage: Eukaryota; Metazoa; Chordata; Testudines; Emydidae. The transcript is spliced from 33 exons. The coding region runs from base 100 to 3666 and encodes 1188 amino acids. The record is from RefSeq and is a predicted model, not a curated record. Gene Ontology annotation, molecular function: myosin heavy chain binding.
CCAAAGACAACAGAGGUAGUGGAAGGAAACACAGCUGUGUUUGAAGCAGAGACUGAAAAGACUGGCAUCAAGGUAAAAUGGCAGCGAGCUGGAGCAGAAAUGUUUGAAAACGAGAAGUAUAUCAUCAAGGCUGAGGGGAACAAGCAUUCACUCACUAUCAAUAACAUUGGAAGAGAGGAUGAUGCGACAUAUGCUGUAAUUGCAGGGAGUUCCAAGGUCAAAUUUGACCUCAAGGUCAAAGAGCCAGAAAAGUCUGAGGCAGUUCUUCCUACUGAAGCUGUUUGUACCCCAAUGGUCUCAGAGUCACCUACACCAGCAGAGACACAACCAGCAGAAUGCAGCAAGAGUUCCGAAGUUCCAGCUCCAGCUCCUGAGGCUCAGCCAGAGCUGCCUCUGGACCCUGUUGGUCUCUUUGUGACACGGCCUCAGGAUGGAGAAGUGACUGUCGGUGGAAACAUCACAUUCACUUGCAAAGUGGCAGGUGCCAGCAUGCUGAAGAAACCAUCAGUGAAAUGGUUCAAGGGAAAGUGGAUGGACCUGGGAAGCAAAGUGGGGAAACAUCUUCAGCUGCAUGACAGCUAUGACCGAAACAACAAGGUUUACAUCUAUGAAAUGCACAUUAUCCAAGCGAAAAUGACUUAUGCAGGGGGGUAUAGAUGUGAGGUGUCUACAAAGGACAAAUUCGAUAGCUGUAACUUCAGCCUGAUUGUCCAUGAAGCACCAGCAACAGGAGACAUGGAUAUCCGCACUGCCUUCCGACGAACGAGCCUGGUGGGAGGAGGAAGACGGAUGCCUGCAGCCUGUCACAGUGCAGAGGGACAUGAAGAUGGUGCAGAGCUGGAUUUUAGUGCCUUAUUGAAAAAGAGAGACAGCUUCUUGCGCUCAGUAAAUCGUGAACCAAAAACUGAAUCACAACCUGAUGUUGAUGUCUGGGACAUCCUGCGGAGAGCUCCUCCUUCUGAGUAUGAGAAAAUUGCUUUCCAGUAUGGUAUCACAGACCUACGGGGGAUGCUGAAACGCCUCAAACGCAUAAAAAAGGAGGAGAAGAAAAGUACAGCAUUCCUCCAGAAGCUGGAUCCUGCUUACCAAGUGGACAAAGGACAGAAGAUCAAGUUAAUGGUUGAACUUGCCAACCCAGAUGCUGAAGUGAAAUGGCUGAAGAAUGGACAGGAGAUCCAAGUGAGCGGCAGCAAAUAUAUUUUUGAGGCUGUUGGGAAUAAGAGGAUCCUGACUAUCAAUCACUGCUCCCUAGCUGAUGAUGCAGCAUAUCAGUGUGUGGUUGAUGAGGAGAAAAGCUUCACAGAACUAUUUGUAAAAGAGCCUCCAAUCCUGAUCAGCCAUCCACUGGAGGACCAGGUGGUGAUGGUUGGAGAGAGAGUGGAGUUCGAGUGUGAAGUGUCUGAGGAAGGGGCUGCUGUGAAAUGGGAAAAGGAUGGAAUUGAGCUGAAACGGGAAGAGACAUUCAAGUACCGGUUCAAGAAGGAUGGGAAAAAGCAUUAUCUGAUCAUUAAUGAGUCAACCAAGGAGGACAGCGGGCACUACACAGUGAAGACCAAUGGUGGGGAGUCAGUCGCUGAACUGAUCAUACAAGAGAAGAAGCUGGAAGUGUACCAGAGUAUCGCAGACCUGACAGUGAGGGCACGGGACCAGGCAGUCUUCAAGUGUGAAGUCUCCGAUGAGAAUGUGAAAGGAAUCUGGUUGAAAAAUGGGAAGGAGGUGAUCCCAGAUGAGAGGAUAAAGAUCUCUCAUAUUGGCAGAAUCCAUAAGCUAACUAUUGAUGAUGUAACCCCAGAAGAUGAGGCUGACUAUUCUUUUGUCCCUGAAGGAUUUGCUUACAACCUUUCUGCCAAACUCAGAUUUUUGGAGAUCAAGAUUGAUUUUGUGCCAAGACAAGAACCCCCCAAAAUCCAUCUGGACUUCAUGGGUCAAGCAGCCCCUGACACUAUUGUUGUGGUGGCUGGGAACAAACUUAGAUUGGACGUUCCCAUAUCAGGAGAUCCAAUACCCACUGUCAUCUGGCAGAAAGUAAACAAGAACAGCUGCAAUGUGCUAAGCAAUGCUGAUUCCAUGGAUUCCCCAGACUCCAGCAGUGAUUUAAGUAAGGAGAGCAAGUGCCCACAGCUUCUCUCUGAAACUGAAGGUAGAGUUCGUGUAGAGAUGCAUGAAGACCACUGUAUCUUCAUCAUUGAAGGAGCAGAGAAGCCAGAUGAGGGGGUUUAUAGAGUUACAGUAAAGAACCCAGCAGGAGAAGAUAAGGCUGAUAUCACAGUAAAGGUUAUUGAUGUUCCUGAUCCUCCAGAGGCUCCGAAGAUCAUCGAUGUUGGAGAGGAUUACUGCACAGUACAGUGGCAACCCCCUAAAUAUGAUGGAGGACAACCAAUACUGGGCUAUAUCUUAGAGAGGAAAAAGAAGAAGAGCUACCGGUGGAUGCGGCUGAACUUUGACCUUUUGAAGGAGCUGUCAUAUGAAGCCAAGCGAAUGAUUGAAGGUGUUGUUUAUGAGAUGCGGCUUUAUGCUGUGAAUUCCAUUGGCAUGUCCCGGCCUAGCCCCGCCUCACAGCCCUUCAUGCCAAUUGCUCCCCCAAGUGAACCAACCCACUUGACAGUGGAAGACAUCUCUGACAGCACUGUUACCCUGAAGUGGAGACCCCCUGAGCGGAUUGGAGCAGGGGGACUAGAUGGCUACAAUGUGGAGUACUGCAAAGAAGGAUCUACAGAGUGGGUUCCAGCUCUUCAGGGUCUAACUGAGAGAACAUCUGCACUCAUUAAAGAUCUGGUCACCGGGGACAAACUCUACUUCCGUGUCAGGGCUAUAAAUCUGGCUGGUGAGAGCGAACCAGCACUAACCAAAGAGCCUGUUACCAUCCAAGAGAUCCUGCAACGUCCCAAAUUCUGGCUGCCACGCUAUCUACGGCAGACUCUGGUGAAGAAAGUAGGAGAGACAAUCAAUAUUGUGAUUCCCUUCCAGGGUAAACCUAGACCUAAAGUCACUUGGACAAAAGAUGGUCAAACACUAGACGCCAAAGAGGUCGGAAUUCGGAACAGCACCACAGAUACUAUCCUGUUCAUUCGAAAGGCUGAGCAUCACCACUCAGGGACAUAUGAAGUGGAAGUUCAGAUAGAAAACAUGAAUGAUAAGGUUGCUAUUACCAUGCAGAUAAUGGACAAACCUGGUCCACCUCAGAAUGUGAAAAUCAUAGAUGUGUGGGGAUUCAAUGUCGCUCUGGAGUGGAAACCACCCCAAGAUGAUGGCAAUGCACAGAUCUUAGGGUACACAAUCCAGAAGGCUGACAAAAAGACAAUGGAAUGGUACACUGUUUUUGACCAUUAUCGACGCACCAACUGUGUAGUGUCAGACCUGAUUAUGGGGAAUGAGUAUUAUUUCCGUGUCUUCAGUGAAAAUUUGUGUGGACUGAGUGAAACUGCUGCAACAACUAAAACUCCUGCCUACAUACAAAAGACAGGCACCAUUUAUAAACCACCCGGUUACAAAGAGCAUGACUUCUCUGAAGCCCCCAAAUUCACUCACCCCUUAGUAAGCCGUUCUGUGAUCUCUGGAUACAAUGCUACGCUCAGCUGUGCUGUAAGAGGAAGCCCCAAGCACCUCAGUAAAACUCUAAACCUUAGUUCACCAGCAAUUCAAGGUGGUGUUGGGGUUGGAAUUUGAAAAGAAGGAAAGGAAAAAAGAAAAAAAAAUGAAUAAAUGCGUAGACCCAUGUACACCCAAAGCUCUGCUAAUCUUUAAGUGUCAUUUAAUGGGGGAGGAAGAUGUCCUGUUUAGCUACACAGUUUCACAUAUUUCCCUUCUCAGAAUUUUUGAAGUGUUAUUGUCCCUAAUAACCAUGCAGGGGAAAUAGAAAUAUUUUCCCCAUUAACACUAGAGAUUCUCCUUUAGGACAGAAACAUUAAAGCUAAAUACAAAACUGAUCCACCACCCCUCAGGUAUGAAGUGAGCACAAACACUAACAUCAACUCUCCAAUGCUAAAAUAAAUCCUCUCUUUUUCCUCUGUCACUUUCAGAAUUCUAAAAUUCCUGAUAGGAUACUUGUAUUGCUCAGAAAUAUUACAGAUAGGAAAAUCCUAGCAGGUCAUUUGUUCUAGUGCUUCAACUUUAUCACCCCACAGGACCCUAGAUAAAAGAGAGACCUCACAGGGGUCUCUUUCCUCUUCCAACCUCCAACACCUGAUUCUCAAAAUGUUUAUGUCUGUGGACUCAAGAAGGCCUCUACAGAUCCCAGCUUGUCCACGGAACACUAUUUGAGAAUAUCUGGUCUAGGCUAUCGCACUGCUUGCUGUACAUAAGAUAGUCCCUGCUAACUAUUCACUAAUCAUCUUCUGGUUUGGUAAAUUACACUAGCAUGAACUCCUGUUUUUCAGAUGUUACUACAACACAUCAUGAAAGAACUCAAAUUCAAAACUAGCUUUCUGUCUCAGGAGAGAUGUUGAAAAAUGCAGUCAGGAAGUAAAGCAUACAAGACUAUUUCAAACCACAAAGCUUAUGAUGAAUUCAGCAAAAGCUUAUUUUAAUUUUGUAUCAUUUGUGGUUUUUCAAAGUUUAUAAACUAUUUUUACAUGUUUUUCCAGACAGUUAUGUUCUUCAGUUAGGUUUUUGAAUUUGUUUAAAAAAAAAAA